CAAUUCUGAUAUCUGGUAGUUCCCGGUUGAGUUUGUGAGGUUUACCGAGUCUCGAGAUCAAUUCAGGAGUUUCUGGAGCACUUUUUUCACUAGCUAUGUUUUCUCGAAGCAGCAACCGAUAUCAUUUGGGGGAAUUUAUAAUUUAUUUCAGUAGUAUUGAGGUAGGAGUUCUUUCCGUAUUCUUUCACAUGCUUUGGUUAAAUUGGUGUAUGAACUGGAUGAAAAUUUGAAUUCCGUUAUGACCUUUGAGUAGCUGUUGCGGGUGUGCUUGUAGAUGGCUUCAACUUAGAACGCAAAAGGAGAUGGUAGAAAGCAAUUUAGAAACAGAAAAGUUUGCAUCUACGGGUGUUAGUGAUAUUCAAGGUGGAAGCCAGGGUCUUCGCAGGGAGCCUUCUUUCUCAGGUUGGUGUGAUGAGAAUGGGAUCAUUCAUUCAGCUCGUUCUUCAGACAAUGCUGAUCUAAGUAUAGAAGAUUCUGAUUUUGAAUUGCCUUUGCUUGAAGGAGACGGGGCAGAAGAUGGGUGUUUAGGUGGGGAUAGACAGAAAGUUAGUAAGUUUCAGCCGAGAAGUACGUAUAUGAGUGGAGGUCAUUCCUUGGAUAAUACAUCUUACCGUAUUGAAGGGAAUGGAAAUGAGAGAAACUAUGUGCCUUUUGAUGUUGAAAAUGGUUCUGAGAGCCAACGACCCGUGUCAAAUAUUGAUGUGGAUGGCUCCACUUCACAAGGAACACAUAAAACAGUACCAGAUACUCAAUGCCCUAUUUCUGUAGUCGUUCUUCUUAAGACUUUGUUUUUCAUAGUCGUAUGGUACGGCUUCAGUACUUGUUUGACUUUAUAUAACAAAACACUAUUGGGAGAUAAUUUGGGAAAGUUUCCUGCUCCAAUGUUGAUGAACACUAUCCACUUUGGGAUGCAAGCUGUUCUGUCCAAUGCAAUUACAUGGUUUUGGGCCAAAAGGUUUCGACCCAGAGUAGCAAUGUCAUGGAAGGAUUACUUUAUACGAGUUGUGCCAACAGCUCUUGGGACUGCACUGGAUAUAAACCUGAGCAAUGCUUCUCUUGUUUUCAUCUCUGUUACAUUUGCAACUAUGUGUAAAUCUGCAUCUCCUAUUUUUCUCCUCCUAUUUGCCUUUGCAUUCAGGCUGGAGACUCCAAGCAUCAAACUUCUUGGCAUUAUAUUAAUCAUCUCCUUUGGAAUUCUAUUGACAGUUGCAAGGGAGACAGAAUUUGAACUAUGGGGUUUCAUUUUUGUCAUGCUUGCUGCUGUUAUGUCUGGCUUUCGAUGGUCCAUGACUCAGAUUCUUUUGCAGAGAGAGGCCUAUGGUUUAAAGAAUCCCCUUACGUUGAUGAGCUAUGUGACUCCAGUUAUGGCUGUAUCAACUGCUCUACUCUCUCUUGUAAUGGAUCCCUGGGAUGAGUUCAAAAAGAAUAAUUACUUCAAUAAUUCAUGGCAUGUUCUUCGGAGCACCUUGCUAAUGCUUUUUGGUGGAACCCUUGCCUAUUUUAUGGUUUUGACAGAAUAUAUACUUGUCUCAGUAACCAGUGCAGUGACUGUAACGAUUGCAGGGGUUGUUAAAGAGGCUGUUACCAUCUUGGUUGCAGUGUUUUAUUUCCACAAUCAGUUUACCUGGUUGAAAGGGAUUGGACUCGUUACAAUCAUGGUUGGUGUUAGUUUAUUCAACUGGUUCAAAUACCAAAAGCUACAGAAGCACCAAGAAGGUGAAAACGAUGAAGCAGGGUCUGUCUCAAACAAUGUUGCUGCAAGAUAUAUUAUCCUGGAGGAGAUGGAAGAUCAAGAUGAUGACGCUUGAUUUCUGUUGUGAUCACCUUGAUCAAAUUUAUCUGCAUAUUUUAUGCAGUGGAUCAAUGUCCAGGUUGAAGCUCUUCACCUCAUGAGUUGAGACAAGCUGGGGAUAAGAAAAUGGGUAUGUAGAUUUCCUCGUGGAUGAUUACUAAACUAACGUUCUCAUGGAGAAAAUUGUUAGAAGUAAUACUGUUUGGCCAACCUCAGAAAUGCAGUUUCUACCAAUCCUGACCAGGUCAUUUGUAUUAGCUCAUGUAAACUUUAUCAAUAUGAUUUUAUGGUUUCUCAAUGAGACCAUCGGUGGAAAUGGGAAGAUUCCAUGGUUUGAAAUCACAAGCAAAUUGGCCUCUUACAUUGGAAAAUUUUGAGCAGAAGACACGCAUUUGUUAUUGGAAAUUGUCUCAAGUUGCAGUUGAUCAAAUAUAAAUGUACAUGAAUGUAAUUGUGAGUACCAAAAAGGGAAAAGGAAUUCAAUUGAAUUUUAUUCUUGUGGUUUUUCUGUACAAACCCAUUUUUCUGUAUUA
Messenger RNA from Telopea speciosissima, 2325 nucleotides. RefSeq names its product probable sugar phosphate/phosphate translocator At1g06470. The record is from RefSeq and is a predicted model, not a curated record. The transcript has 12 exons. Gene Ontology annotation, molecular function: antiporter activity. Gene Ontology annotation, cellular component: endoplasmic reticulum-Golgi intermediate compartment; cis-Golgi network; Golgi apparatus. Gene Ontology annotation, biological process: UDP-glucose transmembrane transport. Lineage: Eukaryota; Viridiplantae; Streptophyta; Magnoliopsida; Proteales; Proteaceae. Bases 303 to 1808 code for a protein of 501 amino acids.